UGUGUGUCGGUUCGGUUUUUGGUGAUUUUCUGCAAGUUGUGGUAAUUUUAAUCCAAAACAACUAUAAACUAGAAGUUUUUCAAUUAAAAAAUUAGAUUAAUUGAAUCCUUAGGAUAUUAUCCUUUGAUUUGUUGAAUAAUCUUCUCGAAAACACUUCAAAUCGAGUGAAUAUUUCAAUAUUUUCUUUGCAAUAUUGUGUUGUCCUACAAUACUGCAGCAGGCAGGCAGGCAGGAACUCCCGGGUUGUGUAUUCGCUUCGUUCAAAAUCGAUUUGCGCGUGUGUGUAUGUGUGUGUUAGUGUUCAAUGUGGUUUGUGUAUAUUUACAAAAAGUAAAUGAACGAAAAUAACAACAAAUAAUAGGAGAAAAAAACAAGAUUUCCUUAAAUCAUUCAAGAUAUCCUUCAUCUUCAACCGAAAUUCAUCAAUAAUAUCCUUGUUUUCAAGAUUCUAAUUGUCCUAAAAUAAAAUAUCCUUCGCGAAAAAAAAAUCCUCUGUAUCUGUAACCUAGUUGUUGACGUUUGUUUUCGGGUGUGAACAUUGAACAGUCAAAAAAAAAAGUACCAGUAUCACGAAAUAUGUUUGCAAAAGGAUAAUUCAGGAAGCUGUCAGCUUGGAAAUACUCUCCUGUUAGCUGCUGCUGCUAUUACAACUCUGCUGCUCUAGUGUGUGCAUUUGAAGUGCAAUUUUGUUACAUUGAAGAAGGAAAACGCAACCAGCUUGGACUGAAGUCUCUCCUUUCACCCAAAGGAUAUACGAACAAAAAUUAUAUUAUCCCCCAAAAGAAGUCCUUUCCAUAUACAACAAUUCACUAUCAACAUCACCCACAGCAACAACAACAACAGCACCCAAGUGGCCAAGGAUCAAAAGGAAACCUAGCUCAAACUUACAACUAACAACAAAAAAAAAACGACCUGACAGGACGAAAAGAUACAUACUACAAAUACUAUAGCACCUCUCCUGAAUAAGUCGUCCUUGUGUAGUAUAGUGUGUACUCAUUGUUGUCCAACACCACCUCAACCCCAUUUUCGUCCAUUGAUUGUCGUCCACUCCUUCUCCAACCUCCUUCCUAAGUCCUGUUUUGGAAAGGAAAAUUAAAACACUUGCUUUACAUGACAGCAGUGGAUACAAUGGGAGCUGCAACUUGGAAUACAAAAGGCGCUACUAUGCCAUUUGCCGUUGGCUAUGGCCGUAGCAUCAUUGUCGUUGUCCUGCUAGCUAUGAUGUCCUCCAUUCGAGCCAUUACCGAAGAAUUGUCACCAGAUCAUGUCCGCGAAUUCAAUUGUGGCAAACUGUACUACAGAACGUUCCAUUUGGAUGAAGAUCGUGAUUCACUAUUUGUUGGUGCAAUGGAUAAUGUAUUUCGUCUAAGCCUAAAGAACAUUUCUGCAUCAGGUUGUGAUAGAGACGUUGUCAAGCUUGAACCAACAAUGGAUGAUGUACGUUCCUGUGUGUCAAAGGGUAAAAGUCAGGUCUUCGAUUGCAAGAACCACAUUCGUGUCAUUCAAUCAAUGGCGAACGGCAACAGGCUGUACAUUUGUGGCACGAAUGCUCACAAUCCCAAGGAUUAUGUCAUAUAUUCGAAUCUAACCCAUUUACCAAGAUCGGAAUACGUGCCAGGAAUCGGAUUGGGUAUCGCCAAGUGUCCAUACGAUCCACUUGAUAAUUCAACAGCGAUUUACGUCGAGAACGGAAAUCCAGGGGGUCUACCUGGUUUGUACUCAGGAACAAAUGCAGAAUUUACCAAAGCAGAUACUGUAAUCUUCCGGACAGAUUUAUAUAAUGUUACAGCUAAACGAAAGGAAUUUGGUUUCAAAAGGACAUUGAAAUAUGAUUCUAAGUGGUUGGACAAACCAAAUUUUGUUGGAUCCUUUGAAAUUGACGAUUAUGUGUAUUUCUUCUUCCGUGAAACCGCUGUCGAAUACAUCAACUGCGGCAAAGCUGUAUACUCGCGCAUUGCACGCGUCUGCAAAAAGGACACCGGUGGCAAAAAUAUCCUCUCGCAAAAUUGGGCAACCUAUCUGAAGGCUCGACUCAAUUGCAGCAUAUCCGGCGAAUUCCCGUUCUACUUCAAUGAAAUUCAAUCCGUUUAUCAGUUGCCAACGGACAAGACCAAAUUCUAUGCGACAUUCACCACCAGUACGAAUGGUUUGAUUGGGUCAGCUGUAUGCAGUUUCGAUAUCAACGAAGUCCAUGGAGCUUUCAAUGGUAAAUUCAAAGAACAAUCCACAUCGAAUUCAGCAUGGCUACCAGUUUUGAAUUCAAAAGUACCAGAUCCAAGGCCCGGUACAUGUGUCAAUGAUACAUCAAAUCUGCCGGACACAGUUCUUAAUUUUAUCCGAUCUCAUCCGCUUAUGGACAAGGCCGUCAACCACGAACACAACAAUCCUGUUUAUUAUAAAAGGGAUUUGGUCUUCACUAAGCUGGUUGUUGACAAAAUCGAUCAAGAAAACACUGUCUACUAUGUAGGUACAAAUCUUGGUCGCAUCUAUAAAAUCGUACAAUAUUAUCGCAAUGGUGAAUCUCUAUCCAAAUUGUUGGAUAUCUUUGAAAUUGCCUUAAACGAGGCCAUUCAAGUAAUGGAAAUCAGUCAGACACGUAAGUCACUUUAUGUGGCCACAGAUUAUCGUAUCAAACAAAUCGAUUUGGCAAUGUGCAAUCGACGCUAUGACAGUUGUUUCCGUUGUGUUCGAGAUCCUUAUUGUGGUUGGGAUAGAGAUGCAAAAGUCUGUAGUCCUUACAAAAUGGGAUUAUUACAGGAUGUUGGUAACCGCACCAAUGACAUUUGUGAUUCAAGCGUGCUAAAGAAGAAAAUUGUCGUCACCUAUGGACAAAGUGUGCAUUUGGGUUGUUUUGUUAAAAUACCAGAAGUUUUGAAAAAUGAACAAGUUACUUGGUAUCAUCAUUCCAAGGAUAAAGGACGUUAUGAAAUUAAAUACAGUCCAACAAAGUAUAUUGAAACCACCGAACGUGGCUUGGUUGUUGUAUCCGUCAACGAAGCUGAUGGCGGACGAUAUGACUGCCAUCUGGGUGGAUCACUUUUAUGCAGUUACAAUAUAACCGUCGACGCUCACAGAUGCACACCGCCAAAUAAAAGUAACGAUUAUCAAAAGAUCUAUGCAGAUUGGUGUCAUGAAUUUGAAAAAUACAAAUCAGCUAUGAAGUCGUGGGAAAAAACGCAAGCGCAAUGUUCCACCCGACAAAACUUCAGCAAUCAACACACCAAUGAAGUAUUUCGUAAAAACAAUGUCUGAUAUCAAAAUAAACUUUCAAUUUCGUCCAUAAAACUUUUUCAAUAAAUAAGUUAUUCAUCCAUCAUUAUCACUACAAUCACCACCACCACAUCAAAAGUCUAGGUUUUUUUUUCAUUGACAAUUUUUUUUUCCACAAAAAUUUAAACUUAUAUCACUUUGUCCUGACGAUAAAAAAAAAUCACAAGAAAAAAAUAAAUUAAACUUUUAUCCCACAUCAAAGGACGACUAAAAAUGUUAUUUAUAGUGAUAUAUCGAUGAAUUUUAUUUUAUUUUUUUUUUUUGAAAAAUAAAUUUUUUGCCUAAACCACACAAAAUAAAAAAAACAAAAAAAAAUACCAUAAAGUACUGAAUAAAGGUUACAAUAACAACACCAUCAUCAAAAAAAAAAAACUUAAAAAUAAAAAAAUUAUAAAAGUCGCCCGAACAAAAAUAGAAUACUACCAAAACCAUCAGCGGCCACACAAAAUAUUUUGAGAUUAUAGACUCAUCAACUUUCAACAUCCAGCAAAAAUAAAUACAAAAAAAAAAAACAAAAUCAAAUAUUAAAUUUUUUUCUACACAAAAAACAAAUACUUUUAAAUUCGGCGCAGUACUGAUAGACAUAAGUAAAAACAAAUAAUUUCAACAACACGACAACACUCAUCAUAAAAAUAACUUUCAAUUUUUUAAUUAAUUUUUCAUGCAUAAAAAAAACCUAAUUAUUAUAUUUGUCAUGAAAACUCAACUAAAACUUUAGCUAAUUUAAACAAAAAAAAU
This is a messenger RNA of Episyrphus balteatus (marmalade hoverfly), 4008 nucleotides long. Its product is annotated as semaphorin-2A. Gene Ontology annotation, biological process: semaphorin-plexin signaling pathway; positive regulation of cell migration; neural crest cell migration. Lineage: Eukaryota; Metazoa; Arthropoda; Insecta; Diptera; Syrphidae. The record is from RefSeq and is a predicted model, not a curated record. Gene Ontology annotation, molecular function: chemorepellent activity; semaphorin receptor binding. The transcript has 15 exons. The coding region runs from base 1111 to 3252 and encodes 713 amino acids.